This is a messenger RNA of Porites lobata, 2312 nucleotides long. Lineage: Eukaryota; Metazoa; Cnidaria; Anthozoa; Scleractinia; Poritidae. The record is from the annotation of a GenBank genome assembly.
GCGUCAUCAGACAUAUUUCAUAGGUUCCAUAAGAAACUGUCCACUUUGCUUCCUUCGCAUCUUCCUGGCAAACCUGCUUCAUUUCAGGAUUACCUGACAAGCGUCGUUAAAGAUCCCGGCAACAUAAAUGAGGAACGUACAGCCCUUUAUUUAGCUUCAGGCUGUGCAAAGACGUACAAGAACUGCAUAGUCAGGGCCUUUGUCGCAGCUUCGUUCCCCCCUCUAAAGGUUGGCAGUUUUGCAGCUGAGCAAGUUAAAUAUACCUUUGAAGGAGACGUCUUCCCACAAUUCACUCAUAUCGAAAAAAGUAACUUCAGCUGCGCCAUUUGCAUACCUUACCUCAGAUGGGCUAUAAUUAAUAGCAUACCUCACUCCAAAUGUCGAGCCCAAUCGGCAAAACCGGAUGCAAUAUUGUCGGGUACUGCGACGUUAUGUUUCUCCGGCAUGGUCCAGCUCAAAGAACAUAGCAGUUCUAGAUUGCAUUUGGAGGCCGUGGCCUUUUUUCAAAGAGCCCAAGAGGAAGAGCUCCGCUGCGGUAGAAAGAAGGAAGCCAGAUUAGCGGGGAAAGAACAAAAGCGUAUUUCUGAAUAUUUUCAAAAACCUUCAGUGAAUUUAAACUAGGAAGGACCUCCGAGUUCCAACACCAAGCACACACCAGAAAUAAAGUCAAGUGCUGUCAUUUAUGGGAUUCGGAGGUCGUUAAAAAUUUUGGAAGUGAUUCACAGAUUAGAAGAACAACUGCUGAAGGCCUCUUCAAAAAAAGACGCAACAAUGGCGGUUUGAAGUGUCAUCCACAUGAACCAGGUCAUGAAAAAUGCUCCUCUUACAACGUUUGGAAGGAAAUGCACAAAGUAGAGGCUGAUGUCCUUAAGGAUGAAGCAAAUUCAAGCUACAAGUCAGUGUUUAUUCCUGUUUUUAAACAGGUGAUCAUAAAUGGAAAACCAGUCCAAAUCAAUGGAGCAAUUAAAAGCCUCGACCCACCCUGUAAAGGGGAGGCGUCAUCUCAUGGUGAACAUCCAUACACGUGCACUAAUUGUUUCCGUCAACUGAGAGACCUGAAAAACACUUUGCAGCAUCGGAGGUCUGGCAGUUUAGAUGACAAAGCCAACAGACUGGGAUUGAAAGGUUUCAACAAAAGGUACGCAAGGAGAGGAGAGAUGAUGAAUACUCUUGAGAAAGAAACUCAACGAAGGAAAUUGGCAGAGACAGAAGUUAAGGAGCUGGUAAGGAAAACACUAAGCCCUAGAGACUGGGAAGAAUGUCUACAUCAAGCAUGCCUUAAUAGGGAAGACCAAAUGCUGGUAAUUAAUCUGGUUCGUUUGAUGAAGAGUGGAAUCUCUGCAAAAAAUCCUAUGCAGAUUCUCAUUUUAAAGAAUUUAGUGUCAAAGCUUCAAAAAGGAAACAAUCAUCGUUAUGUUGACCUCGUGAAAGACGUAAGCGGGCUAUUUAAAAAUGAGCUUGGUCCGACUAAUUAUGCCCUUUUAGCAGAUAUCGUUGGAUUGGCUAAAGAAACGACAGCGUCAAAGCACUCUUCGUCUCAAUUGAGGUUGGAGCCUGGCUUAAACAUGGAUGCAAUAGAUCUGGCUGCAAACAAAUUCAAAGGUUUACCCGUGAACGAAGCAAGCGAUGGUGCCCGUUGUCUGAGGUACCUUCACCCACGAAAAGAUAAAAACGGCAACGUUGUUUUAAUUGGGUCGACCUGGAGUCCUUCUGUGGACAGCUGGAAAGAGGAAGAAAUCGUUAUACCAAGAAAGGAUGCCACUAAGGGCGACUUAGACGACUUUGGAGCGUUGAAAAGGUUAGUAGAUGGUCUCAUUAAAGGAAAUCGGCUAGCCAAGACUGUAUCCAUUCACAAUUUGACGUGUUUGGCAGCACUCGACAAACCUACAGUUAUUAAUUGCAUGUGGCCAAUUCAAGACAAAGGUUACAAGGCAGUCCAUCUCUUAAAGUACUGGGAAGCAAUGAGGAAAGCUUGUUACUUCGACGAAUUUGGAGAUGUUAGAAAGAGUCCUUUAAAUUUGGUUGGUUAUUCAACCGACUCAGCCGGGUUUUCAUUGUCAGCUGCAAUCCAUCUGAUGAGUCCUUCACACGAGGAAAUAAAUGAAGGAGUUACUUACCUUGGUCUAGGGCUUGACGACGAGUGCUAUUUGGCCCCUUAUUACUGGUAUCUUCCAUCAAUUGCCUACCUAGACUAUGAUCACGAGCAGAGACUAUUUCUGAAGAAUUUGAAAUACCAAACUCGAGAUUUGACUUUCUGGGAUGACAAUGGAAACACAACAAAGCCUGCAACUAUCGAACACCUUAAAAUCUAA